Molecule: messenger RNA, 1371 nt
Organism: Neospora caninum
Lineage: Eukaryota; Apicomplexa; Conoidasida; Eucoccidiorida; Sarcocystidae
Product: putative nuclease
Exons: 4
Coding region: 1-1371 (456 amino acids)
Cellular component (GO): cytoplasm
Source: RefSeq, a predicted model, not a curated record
AUGGGGUGUACAGAGUCGAAAGCAAAGGAGCCGACACACAAGGCAGAACACCGGACGCGGAGAGAAUCACAGGUUCAGGAGAAGAAGGUGCCUGCGCCGUUCUGCCUACCUUUCUCGUCAGACGACUUUUACACCGGCGAAAAGCUUUUGUCCACGGAAGGAGACAUCGGAGACGCCGUUCUUGACUAUCAACUGUGCAUUGUGGGAAGGUGUGUUAAUGUCAGCGACGGCGACUCGAUACGAAUCAGACACAUUCCGAAUGGUCACUUGCUUUACCCCCUGCGUUUGCCUCGGAAGCCGGGCGAGGCUCGCACGCCCGCGCGCGAACCUGGCGACGAGGAAGAUCCGAGCAAAACGUGGAAGGGGAAAUUGACAGAAAAUACGAUUCGCAUUCGCCUCUAUGGAAUAGACGCCCCAGAAACGGCCAAAUUUGGACACCCUGGGCAACCGUUUGCGCAGGAAGCCAAACAAUUCGUCACGGAGCGUCUCCUGCACAAGGUAGUGUACGUGAAGUGUCUCUCCAAAGACCAGUACGGGCGCCUGCUAGCUCGCGUACUGAUUCCACGUCCGGAUGGCCUCGGCCACGCUCUCUUCCGCGGAAUCAGUGACGCAGGAAAGGGCGAGGGCGUAUUGCGGGGCAAGACUGGAGAAGAGAACUUUCAGGAUCUCGACAGAGAACGUUUUAUUGUCUGCCUGAUGCUCGUCAUGUUUUGUCGCCCGGUGAAACCCCCCAAGCAAAACAGAAGAGAAAGUAUUCAAGGCGCCCCUUCGUGGUGGUGUGACGAUGUAUGUGAGGAACUCUUGAUGGAAGGACUUGCGUGUCUCUACAGAGGCCGCGGGGCUGAUUACUGCGACCAGCGUCAUCUGCUGGCGCAUCUGGAGUCCGAAGCUAAGGAAAAGAAGAUCGGACUCUGGGGAGCACCCGAGGGAGAACUGCAGUUGCCGGGCGACUACAAAAAGUCGAACAGAGCCGGUCUUUUGCCGCCGCAAGACGAGUCGGAUGCAUGCGGCGAGCGCCGGGGGAGUCACUCCAAGCGCAGGAAAUCCAGGUCGAGGUCCCCGUCGCCGGCAGCCCGACGUUCGGAGGCCGAGUGCCUGAUGCAUGCGGCGAGAGAUGGCGAGGCGACAAGCAACCACGCGGAAGACGGAGGGGACGGAGAACGCUGUGCACAUUCCACAAAAGGAGGGAGAAGGAAGGGUGGAGGCGGCCGCAGAGCCAGCAAGUCGCCAGGAAGGAGAGACAACGGAGAGGGGGGAGACCACGGCAGGCAGGGAGAUCGCGAGAACCCAAACCGACGCAGGCGAAACAGGAAACGUAACAGAAAGCGGAGGGGAUCGGCGGAAGCAUCGGACUAUCAACCGAGUUCAUAG